Molecule: messenger RNA, 221 nt
Organism: Geodia barretti
Lineage: Eukaryota; Metazoa; Porifera; Demospongiae; Tetractinellida; Geodiidae
Source: the annotation of a GenBank genome assembly
GUGCGCCUCUCCCAGGUCCCCCUCCCAGGUGCGCCUCUCCAGGUCCCCCUCCGAGGUGCGCCUCUCCCAUGUCCCCCUCCCAGGUCUCCCUCCCAGGUGCGCCUCUCCAGGUCCCCCUCCCAGGUGCGCCUCUCCCAUGUCCCCCAUCCCAGGUGCACCUCUCCCAGGUCCCCCUCCUCAGUCUUCUGGCUGUCCUGAGAGUCAUGCCGGGAACCUCCCUC